Molecule: messenger RNA, 4380 nt
Organism: Penicillium malachiteum
Lineage: Eukaryota; Fungi; Ascomycota; Eurotiomycetes; Eurotiales; Aspergillaceae
Product: multidrug resistance-associated protein
Exons: 14
Coding region: 1-4380 (1459 amino acids)
Biological process (GO): transmembrane transport
Cellular component (GO): membrane
Molecular function (GO): ATP hydrolysis activity; ATP binding; ABC-type transporter activity
Source: RefSeq, a predicted model, not a curated record
AUGGCUGUCUGUGAAAGUGACCGCUUAUUUGGCCCAAGAGUAGACCCUCAGUGCCGCAACUUCGACUUCACAUUGACCUUUGAGGAUGGAUUCUUCCACCUGCUACCUUCUUCGCUGUUCCUCAUCAUAUUCCCUGUUUGGUUCUUUCUAAGUCGGAAGGAGCUGAAGAAGUCGCGUUCAAAUCAGUUGGUCAUCUUAAAAGCUGCGACCAUCGGAAUACUUCUUGUCUUCCAAUUGAUCUUUGUGGUAUUCCGAAGUCACAACAAUGAGCUCCACACUGCUCUGUCCCGACCAGCAGACGUAAUUUCUCUGGUCGCAGUGUCAAUUUGUCUGCUUGCCUGCUACUGGGAAGAUCAGUAUGGUAUUCGCCCUUCUAUAAUGCUCACAUUGUAUUGGUCCACUUUAGCAAUUCUACAGCUUCCUCGUUUGCGGACUCUUUGGCUCAUAGGAGAGAAAAUCUCGCCAAUUCCAGUCCUGUGGACUCUUGUCUUUAUUACGACAGUUGCGGCAUUGAGCGCUGAGCUAAUCCCUAAGAAGCGAUUCUUAUACACAAAAUAUCAGAAUACCACACGAGAAGAAAGAAGCGACGUGUGGAGUUGGGCACUUUUUCUCUGGAUUCUACCUUUUCUGCGAGUUGGAUUCUCCCAAAUCCUGGGUAUCAAGGACUUGCCACCCAUAGAUGCUCCGUUGCAAGCUACAGAGACGUUGGUUGGGCUUCGUGCAGGGUGGGAAUCAAUUAAAAAGCGCCACAGCUCCCACAUCCUGCUACGGGCUACAUUUCGGGCCUAUUUGGUUCCAUAUCUGACUGCAAUUAUUCCUCGACUUUGUCUAACAGUGUUCACCUUUUGCCAAUCCUUCCUCAUCACGCAAGCGGUCUCAUAUUUUGAGCAAUCGGAUUUAUCUGAUUCAGUGAAUAUCGGUCACGCCCUUGUUGGCGCGUACGCUUUGGUCUACCUUGGCUAUGCGCUAUCAACGGCAAUUUAUUGGCGUCAAACCUUCCGCUUCGUGACCAUGGUUCGGGGUGGAUUGAUAUCCAUACUGCAACAGAAAACCACCCAAGUCAAGGCCAUUGAUCUGCAAGAUCGUGCUGCUCUUACCUUGAUGGGAACAGAUGUCGAGCGCAUUAUAACCGGGUUUCGCUCAAUCCAUGAGCUCUGGGCUUCCCCGAUUGAGGUGGGUAUUGCGAUUUGGCUUCUGGCUAGGCAGGUUGGUGUCGCUUCUGUUGUCCCUGCAGUCCUCGCUAUGUUAUGUCUCUUGGUAACAACACGCAUCUCCACCAUGUCCAAAUCUAGCCAAAAACGCUGGAUCGAAAGGGUUGAGACACGUCUGGAACUCACUACGAUCAUGCUCAGUAAUAUGAAAGCUGUCAAGAUGCUCGGUCUUUCAGAGACUCUGCGAAAUCUGGUAGAUUCACUCCGGAAAGUCGAGCUUCAGACUUCUCGAAAGUUCCGCAAGCUUCUCAUCUGGCAGAUAUUUUUAUCUAAUUUUCCCGUUGACAUCGCUCCGAUGGCUACCUUCUUGUUGUUUAGCAUCAUUGCGCUCGUGAAAGGCGAUAGCACACUUCUCUCUACCCAGGCAUUCACGUCGCUGUCGCUCAUCUCAUUAAUGACGACACCACUGCAGAAGUUCAUCCAAGCUCUUCCUAGUACUUAUCAGUGUCUAGGAUGUUUUGAGCGUAUCGAAGCAUUCUGUUUGAUGAACCCCCACGAGAAUGAUGCCGAGGAAUCCGGGUUCUCCAAUUUAGGGGAUAGUACACACCUGCAAACUCUUUCAAACGCACAACAAUCAACCAUAAUCGAGUGCAAUGCUACCGAUUUUGCGUGGUCGAAGCAUGCGAAACCGAUCCUGAAGAACGUUAACAUUAGCAUUCCCAGAAGCAAAGUGACUAUGGUGGCUGGCUCCAUCAGCUCCGGGAAGUCCACUCUAAUUGCAAGUAUUCUUGGUGAAACAGAAAUGCUUUCAGGCUCUGUCUCAAGACACUUUUCACAAGCCGCCUACUGUGCCCAGUCACCUUGGAUCAUGAAUGCCUCUAUCCGAAUGAACAUAACCAACACGUCACAAGGAGUUGAUGAAAAGUGGUAUCAAUACAGCAUAUGGGCUAGUGCCUUCGACAAUGACAUCAAAACGCUACCGGGAAAUCACAAUUUCAAGGCCGGGAGCGGGGGCGUUGCAUUGAGUGGAGGACAGAGACAGCGUCUGGCUUUGGCACGAGCGGUGUACUCCAGGCAGCCCAUUGUGGUGCUUGAUGAUGUGGCUAGUGGAUUAGACUCCAGAACAACCGCGUUGAUUAGUGCUCGACUUUUUGGACAGGGAGGAUAUUUCCGACAGCACAGAAUCACAGUUGUGCUGGCCACUCAUUCCCGUCAACUACUAUCACAAGCGGACAACGUGAUCCUUCUAGAUGUAGGAAAGAUACAAUUUCAAGGCCAAUACUCUGACCUACCUCCAAAUUUCAACCUUGAAAUUGUGUCUGAUUUGGAAACCGUACUCCCUGUGAACGAAAACGUUGACCAGUCUAUGGGGGCUGCGAGUGUCCACCAAAAUGCCAGCAUUCGAGCAGAAAAAAGCGAAGAGCUUAUCCACAUUCCAGAUAUGCAGAUGGAAGAAAUUUUCACUGAUGACGACUCCGAGCUAGACACUGCCAGUGUCAGUGACGAGUCUCGGCGCAAAGGUACCUGGUCAGUUUAUCAGUACUAUUGCCGCUCCGCGGGUUAUCUUCUGUGCAUUACGUUUGUGAUUUUCCUUGGAGUCAAUGCUCUCACAACUAAUAUCCCUACGCUCUGGGUGGAUUGGUGGUCAGCAGCAAACGAAAAGCACCCUAAUCAACAGAUUGGCAUGUACUUGGGGGUUUACGCUAUGCUUAGUGUGGUAGCGGUUGUUAGCUUGACAAUUGCAUCUUGGGCUCUGAUCAUAGGAAUGGUUACGAAUACCGCUCUGACAUUGCACUCCGAUAUUUUGAAGACAACAGUCCAAGCACCAUUUGGUUUCCUUCGAACCAUGGAUACAGGAAAAUUGACCAAUAGGUUCAGUCAAGAUAUGGAUCUGAUUGAUAUGAAGCUACCAAUCAUCUCCAUAAAUGCCUUCUCUGAAUGUGCAAACUGCGUUGCCAAACUGGUCAUUCUGUGCGCCGUAUCAAAGUAUCUCAGCGUGGUAGUUCCACCGCUAUUGGCUGUUAUUUACGCUAUUCAACGAUGCUAUCUUCGCACUUCCCGCCAAGUCCGACUGCUCGAUAUCGAAGCCCGAUCUCCACUCUUCACUCAUUUCCUAGAAACAAUCCAAGGAGCCGCGACCAUUCGAGCCUUUGGCUGGCAACCUCAGAACCAAGAUCGAGGCAAAAGCCUUCUUAAUGACUCCCAGCACCCUGUCUAUGCCCUUUACUGCGUUCAGCAGUGGCUUGCUCUUGUAUUGGAUCUAACCAUUGCCGCAGUAGCUGUAACAGUCGUGGCAACCACUACAGCGCUCCGAGAUCAAUUCACGCCCGGUUCUAUUGGUGUGGCACUUAACAUGGUGUUUACCUUCAGUCAGUCCCUCAACUAUAUGAUUCAGUACUGGACCCAAACAGAGAUCUCCAUUGGUGCAGUGGCACGCGUGGAACGGUUUGUGCAGGAAACGCCCUCGGAGGAACGUGAAAUUCCCACGAGGACUUUGGAGCCAGGGUGGCCAUCACAAGGCCAGAUUCAGUUCAAGAAUGUCAAAGUUCAGACUGGGGACGAUGAUCGAGUGAUUCUGGACAAUAUCUCACUCUCAAUUAACCCAGGAGAAAAGAUCGCAAUUUGCGGACCAUCAGGCAGUGGCAAGACUUCUUUCAUCCUUGCACUUCUCCAAAUGAUUGAACUGAAAGACGGUUCCAUUCAAAUUGAUGGACAAAAUCUGGCCGAGUUGCAACCACAGGAAAUCACCUCCCGUCUGAAUGUCAUUCCACAAGAGCCAUUUAUCAUGCCCGGAACGAUAAGAUUCAACUUGGAUCCGACAAAUUCCUCUAAUGAAAAUACUUUCAAGAAUGUUCUACAGAGGAUUGGCCUUGCCGACCGUAUCGAGGAGAUGGGCGGACUCGACAGCUCUAUUUCCAUUUCGGCGUGGUCAGUUGGUGAGCUUCAACUAUUGAGUCUCGCACGAGCGAUGAUAAAACAUAGUUCGAUUUUGAUUCUGGAUGAAGCGAUGAGCAGCGUUGACAUGGAGACGGAGCGAUUGAUGCAAGAAAUUAUCGAUCGGCAUUUCUCGGGUCAGACAGUUCUAUCUGUCGUGCAUCGUCUUGCCUACAUUCAUCGCUUUGACCGUGUGUUGGUACUGAAGAAGGGCCAAAUCGUAGAGUGGGAUACCCCGAAGGCGCUGCUUUCCAGGGAAUCGGAACUUCGGAAGUUGUAUGAUGCCUAUCAAUGA